This is a messenger RNA of Cyprinus carpio (common carp), 3079 nucleotides long. RefSeq names its product transcription factor Sox-12-like. NCBI's taxonomy places the organism in Eukaryota, Metazoa, Chordata, Actinopteri, Cypriniformes, Cyprinidae. The record is from RefSeq and is a predicted model, not a curated record. Gene Ontology annotation, biological process: cell differentiation; anatomical structure morphogenesis; regulation of DNA-templated transcription. Gene Ontology annotation, molecular function: DNA-binding transcription factor activity, RNA polymerase II-specific; RNA polymerase II cis-regulatory region sequence-specific DNA binding.
CAGUGUGGGUUUAUAAAACAGCAGACGAGGGGGGGCAUCCCUACAAAGAGGGAGCCGGGAGGAGAAACGGCAGACGAGGAUAGGAAGAGUGACUGAGAGGAUAGAGAGCAUCUGAGAGAGAGGGUUCGCAUGCAGGACAGUGAUUAAACAGCAGGCAGACGUUGGACAGCUUUUUUUUUUUUUACUUCCACCACAACUGCUACAGCGGAGGAGAUGCUUAUGUGAGGAGAGCAACUGAUUGUGCAUAGAUAAAAAGCAGGAAUUAAUGAAUGGCUGCAUCUUAGAGUGUCUUAUUAUGGAUGACUCUAGGGAACCUACUGAAUAGAUCUCAGCACUGCAUCAUGGUUCAGCAAAGGACCCACAAAUACUCGUCAGUCAUGGAUGGCAAUUCUACCAGAGAGGUCUUCGUGGGACUGGCGGCAGAGGAUGAUGCUGAGGUGUUUGGACAUGUACCUUCUAACAAAGACCCCAACUGGUGCAAAACUCCAACUGGGCACAUUAAGAGACCAAUGAACGCUUUUAUGGUCUGGUCCCAGAUUGAGAGACGUAAGAUCAUGGAGCAGUGGCCUGACAUGCACAAUGCUGAGAUUUCAAAGCGCCUUGGAAAGCGCUGGAAACUACUGCCUGAUUAUGAGAAGAUACCCUUCAUCAAAGAGGCUGAAAGGUUGCGUCUAAAGCACAUGGCUGACUAUCCUGAUUACAAGUACCGGCCCAGGAAGAAGAGCAAGUGUUCCACUCCUGUGAAACUUGGAGAGAAGUUGCCUAUGAAAUCCAGCAAGUCCCAUUCAGGAAGAUCUACUGGGAUGUCCUGCAAAGGGCUAAAGAUCAAACCCGCUUCUACCAAGCCUAAAAUGAACUUUAAUGGCAAUAAAUAUAAGAGCUACAGUGAGAGCAUGAGUGAUGAUGACAUGAUGGAUGUAAACAUAGAAAGUCCAGUGACUCUGCAAGAUGAUCACAACCCGUCAAGUCACUUUGUCCUUCACCAGCAGGCUACCAUUCCCUCUGAGGACCAGCAACCAGUUCCUGAGCUCAGAGUGAAAGUGCCCAUCUCUCAAACCAGCAGCAUCCAGAGUCACUCCUCGGACAAUGAGUGCCAGGCACUCCCGGAGUGCACAACAAGCGAGCCACGAGGGUUGACGUCUGGAAGAUCCUCCACUCCAACCUCAACCAGCUCCUCUUUGGUGUCCUCAGCAUGUUCGGAUGAGGAAUUGGAUGAGGAACUCUUGCAUAUCAUUUCUAACAGUAUGCCUAUGGACUGCUCCACUCUGGACAAGGACUUCGAGGCAUUUCAUUCUAACUCAGGAUCGCAUUUUGACUUCCCAGAUUACUGCACUCCAGAGGUGAAUGAAAUGAUUUCUGGGGACUUGCUCGUGCCCAGCAUCUCAGACCUAGUGUUCACCUACUAAUGUCGAGCACUCUGUAAUGUGGUCAGGCCUGCAUAGCUGCCAAUUUGAAAAUAUUUUGUCCAUGUUGUACUUGGACAAUUCCUUUUUCCAUGUGUUUAUUUUCUCACUGAAUUCCAUAAGUGCUACUGCUUUCCUUUCCAAGCAUGUCACAUCUUGUUAGUUUAGCUAACAGACACACAGGGCUUUGCAGAGCUGUUCAGGACAGUAAGACAUUCCGAUUUUGUUUAGCUCUUCAGAGGCAGCUGGAUGUAGUUUUUAGACGUAUGAAAAUAUUUUUUACCAGCUGUCUUGAUAAAUGUCUUAAACUAAUUGCUAAGUACCUGAUGGGGAGCGGUUAGAAGCAAGGAUUUUUAUCAAUUUAAAGGGACAAUUCACCCAAAAAAAGAAAAUUCUGUCAUCAUUUACUCAUCUACAUGAAUUACUUUCUUCACAAAAUACAAAAGAAGAUACUUCGAAGAAUGUGUCAGCUGUUUUUGUCCACUAACUUCCAUUCUUCAAAAUAUCUUCUUUUGUGGUCUACAGAAGCCAGAAUGCCAUUAGUGUGAGGACAUGAUGACAAUUUUCAUUUUUUGGUGAACAAGCCCUUUAUUAUACAGCACUGUAAUUUUCAUCACUGCUCAUAAAAUUAACUCUUAAUCAUGAUUCAUUCAAAUGUGAUUUUCCCCAGAAGUUUCAAUGUGCAUAAAUAUAGAGGUUUGCUGACAGAUUUGGUGCAUUCAUAUUCUGAAACAAAAAUUAUGAAAAGGAAAGGAUGAGCGAAAUCAUUUAUUAAAACCUCCAGCACGUAAAGGUAAAGCAUCAGUAACCUUGCAGAGGAAAUCACUGCAGACACAUAAUUCAUAUCAUAUUUUUAAUUAGGUAAUAGCACUUUCAUCACCUUGUCAUUGCCGCAGACGUUAAUACACAUGUGAUUUAAAAGCAGCUCUGCAUCUGCCCUGCGUGCAGGUGUGUGUGUGUCAAUGUGUGCCUGAACUGUUUGGACUGUGGACAAAAGGGGGUUAAGGUUAGGGUUUGGGGGUUGGGAUUGGUUCUUUCAGGGAACUGUGCAUCUGUCCAUGCAGGCAGCAGCUUUUAUGUAGGGGUCGAACUCUGCGCUUACCGAGCGUCUGCCGGGGUGGGGAGGCGUGCGAGGGGGGGCUCCCACACCGGUUUGCUAAAAUGCAUGUCAUGUCUGCAGUCUGGCUGCAGCUGCCCCGAUCAGGGCGAGAAAUCUGUGUCUGCCAGCUGGCCCCCAUUGACUCUCUCAGGGAUCGUUUGUCUGGGUCCUAGUGCCUCCUGUAGGUAAUUCAUCUGUGAUGAUCUGUGUGUGAGCGUCUCUUUCUCUCCUGGAGAAACUAUCCAAAGCCAACCGAAGUGACAGAAUGCUCAGUAUACCGGAUAUACCGUAUACCCGAAUACCCACAUGCUCUUAUUAAUUUCAAUUCAGUUUGGCACCCAGGAGACCAGCAUUAUUUACCUCCCACCAACAGUUGUCAGAAAAUGGCAACAAACCCAUAUCUUACAUAAACUGAUUCUCGAUGUCCUGUGAAGAUGCAGAGGCAUGCUGUGCGAAGCGGAAGAACACAAAAGUAAAGGGACUUUAAACUCACUGUUUGGACUGCCUAAUGCCUACUUUUGUCACACUGACCACAGAGGUGUGAACAGACUCCAUCUUGUUGUGUUUCCUUAUUGUA